This is a messenger RNA of Staurois parvus, 681 nucleotides long. Lineage: Eukaryota; Metazoa; Chordata; Amphibia; Anura; Ranidae. The record is from the annotation of a GenBank genome assembly.
UCCGAGGAUACCAGAUAUAGUGAAUGCAGGGUCCGGGGAGACCGGAUAUUGUGAAUGCAGGGUCCUGGGAGACCGGAUAUAGUGAAUGCAGGGGUCCGGGGAGAGCGGAUAUAGUGAAUGCAGGGUCCGGGGAGAGCGGAUAUAGUGAAUGCAGGGUCCGGGGAGAGCGGAUUUAGUGAAUGCAGGGUCCAGGGAGACCCCACAUUCACUCUAUCCGCUCUCCCCGGACCCCUCAUUCACUCUAUCCGGUCUCCCCGGACCCUGAAUUCACUAUAUCUGGUCUCCCUGGACCCUGCAUUCACUAUAUCUGGUCUCCCCGGACCCUGCAUUCGCUAUAGCCGGUCUCCCCGGACCCUGCAUUCACUAUAUCUGGUCUCCCUGGACCCUGCAUUCACUAUAUCUGGUCUCCCCGGACCCUGCAUUCACUAUAUCUGCUUUCCCACGGACCCUGCAUUCACUAUAUCUGGUCUCCCCGGACCCUGCAUUCACUAUAUGUGGUCUCCCCGGACCCUGCAUUCACUAUAUGUGGUCUCCCCGGACCCCGCAUUCACUAUAUCUGCUUUCCCACGGACCCUGCAUUCACUAUAUCUGGUCUCCCCAGACCCUGCAUUCACUAUAUCUGGUCUCCCCAGACCCCGCAUUCACUAUAUCCGGUCUCCCCGGACCCGCAUUCACUAUAUC